Messenger RNA from Limanda limanda (common dab), 792 nucleotides. RefSeq names its product PABPN1 like, cytoplasmic (gene pabpn1l). The record is from RefSeq and is a predicted model, not a curated record. Lineage: Eukaryota; Metazoa; Chordata; Actinopteri; Pleuronectiformes; Pleuronectidae. Gene Ontology annotation, molecular function: RNA binding. The transcript is spliced from 6 exons. The coding region runs from base 1 to 792 and encodes 263 amino acids.
AUGGCGGAGCAUCAUCUGGAGUACGGCUACCUGGAGGAGGGCGAGUCCAUCGAGGAGCACUACACCGAGGACCCGGAGCUGGCGGCCAUCAAGGCCAGGGUUCAGGAGAUGGAGAUGGAGGAAGAGACAGAGCGAAUGAAGGAGGAGGAGAGGUGUGACGCCCCGGACAUGCAGCUACUGACCAGCAGCCCUCGGCCUGGACCGUUCUACAACAUGACUCCUGAGGAGAGGAUAGACGCUGACAACAGAUCAGUCUAUGUAGGAAAUGUAGACUAUGGAGCUACUGCGGAUGAGUUAGAGAUCCAUUUUAACGGCUGUGGGCCUGUGAACCGAGUGACCAUCCUGUGUGACCGCUUCUCCGGCCACCCCAAGGGCUUUGCCUACAUUGAGUUCACUGAGCAAGACUCUGUGCAGAGUGCCAUUGGUUUGCAUGAGACCUUGUUCAGAGGAAGAGUCCUUAAGGUGAUGCCUAAAAGGACCAACAUGCCAGGCAUCAGCACCACAGACAGGGGAGGACACAGAGGAGGUCACACCAGAGGACGAGGAAGAGGCUUCCGUCCCCCCAGAUAUCACAACAGCUCACGAGGCAGGUUCCGGUACCAGUCCACCAGGCCACCACAUCAAACGCCCCACCCCUAUUACGGAGGCCCUUCAGUGGGGAAGAGACAGUGGGGACACAUGGACUACCACGAACAGAUGCCUAAACGUUACCCAUGUCUUCUACUUAUCACUCCACCAUCUGAGGAGUUAGGGGAGGGGUCGAGUGGACAACACUACCCCCAGCAGCGCUAA